AUGGAGAGCGAGUCUCGUGACGGUGGUGCUGUGCGGGACCUCCAGGCUCAGUGGUGGGGGUCCGCUGUCGAGCUAUGUGGGGAGCGGUUCUCACCCGAGGCGCCCGGACUGACCUUCAACCAGAAAUACAAUAGUCGGCUGCCGGUGAGCAGCAGGGUUCCCGGCAAGGAAACAAAAGCUCAUCGUAACUUCAUCGCGCUUGGUGGCAGGAACCAGCCAGCGGGGCGUCCAAUCACUGCCCAAGACCUUGUAAACAGCGCAGUCGAUGCCUCCAACAAAUUUACCACAUCACGGGCUAGCAAGGGCCACCUCGCCAAUCUCUACUAUCAGAUUGUCGACCAGAUCCGCCGCCACUCCAAGGCGAUUGACAUAUUUAUCCAGCAGCAACCCACCGUCUCUGCCGUCGUGUGGGGAGCAAUCCGUGUUCUUCUCGAGACGGUAGUUGACAAGGAGGAAGCCUCUAGAAUUGCCGGAGAGGGCAUCCGCGAGGUAGUCGACCAACUUGCUCGCUGGGACAACGCCGCGGCCAUCUUCCCCACGCACAAGGGAGUCGAGGCGGCCGUGGUCGAUUUGUAUGUCCGCAUUCUCGACUUUCUGGUGCUGGCCAAGGACCACCUCGGAUCAAGUGCCUGGAAACGGCUCGGCGAGUCGGUCAUGCGGUCCAAGAGAGACGAGCUGCAGUCUAACCUGAACCACUUAAAGAAAGCCGGAAAGGCAUUGGAUAUGGAGGUCCAGACAGAGUACGCCAAUACGAGCAGCAGCAAAAAGGACAUAAUGGACGCAAUCGCCGCGCUAGAAGACGAGUCUCGGGAGGCAAUGAGAGAAAUCAUAAUGGGAUACCUCAAGAAAGACGUGAUUGCACCACGCGUCCUCGAUGAAAUCCAACAGUGGCUGCAGCAAUCGACGGCCGAGCACAUUGCCCUACAGGCGGAUGACCCGGUAACAGGGACACAACAAUGGGUGGAAUCCCACCGAGUGUUAUCAACCUGGCUCGAUAGUUCAAGCGAGGAUCUAUUUCUGCUCGUACAGGGUCAGCUAGGCUCUGGCAAGUCCGUGCUUGCGCUCAGCUUGACAAACAAGCUGCGAGGCCGCCCUGACUCGCCGCUGGUCGCACAUUACGAGUUCUCGAGCCGACGCGGGCCCUCGAUGCUAGCGGCAUCACUCCUGUCCCAAGUCCUCCGACGUCCCGAGCUCCAAAGCAGCGACGCGCUCAAGCCCAUCCUCAGCCGGCUCCAAAGUAUCGCAAGCAUCAACACUCAGGGGCCAGACUCGUGCCGUUUUGCCGAAUUGUGGCGUCUCACGACGAGCGCCCUGGCCCUUUUGCGAACGACGCCCCUGUUUGUCUUCGUCGACGGCCUCGACCAGCACCACUUCGACGACAGGUUGCCGGUGCAGAAAUUCUUAGAGAGCCUGAAAGCUCUCUCUCGCUUGCCACACGUCCAAGUGGCGGUAUUCUCGCGGCCGCAGCUCGGGCUCGAGGCCUUCGCGCCGUCGUGUGUGCAACUCGUCCUAACCGAGCAGCUCUUGGCGCCAGACAUUGAGCUCUUCGCGGCCGCCAGGUUCGACAGCCUCGGCAUACCGCCCGAGUUCCGAGACAGGGUCACGGAGCGAAUCCGCCUCGACGCCAAGGGCUCGUUUCUGUGGGUGCGGAUGCUCCUCCUGUACCUGUCGGAGCCGUGUGCCGAGUCCGAGUUCGUAGACAGACUGCGCGGCUGCCCGCCAACCCUCUCGUCCACCUACGACAAGAUGCUGCAGGAUGCCGUCGCGAGGGGCGCCAAGACGCCAGAUGCCAGGCAGAGGUUUGUCGAACUGCGCCGCAGGAUCUUGCUCCUCGUCUGCGAAGCCCGCGAGCCGCUAUUGCUGUCGGAGCUGGGGCGAGCCCUGUCGCUUGGCUCCUACAACGUCGAGAAGGCGGUAAUGGACCACUGCAAGCCCCUGGUGUCGGUCUCAGAGGGGCGCGUGCACCUCUACCACCCGUCUACGCGCGAGUUUCUGACGGACCAGUCGCGGCAGCUCUUCACCGACGGCACCGACACGGUCCUGUUCCCGGCCGCCGAGUCCCACCGGAGCCUCGCGCUGCAGUGCCUGCGGUGCCUGCUCGACCCCGAGUACGCGUCCAGGGGCCGCAUCGGCCAGCUGCUGCACCGCAACUUUGGCAAGGCGCUGCAGGCGAACCGCGCGCCCGACCCCGCGGCCGGGCUGUCGUGGGGAUACGCCGCGCGGCACUGGGACUUCCACCUCGUUGCCGUCGAUGACCCCGACGACGAGCUGCUGCGCGCCGCCGCCAGCUUCCUCCACCAGCCCCAGUUCGCAUACUGGAGCGAGUGGUCGUUUGACUGCGCCGGCAGCGCCUCGCGGGCGUUCGCUGCCGGGAGGACCCUGCAGACCUGGGCCGCGGGCCUGUCGGCGGAGGACCAGGCCCUGCUCAGCCUCGACGGCUACUUCUCACGGCCGUACACGGCGCUGAGCGAGUCUUACCGAGACGCCGAGGCCGAAGACAAGGUGCUACAGUGGCUCGCGCUGAUGCGGCUCGGGCGGUACUACGUCGACAAGGGCGCCAACGACGACGCUGCAGAAAUCCGCAGGCUCGCCAAGGACGGACUCAUCGCAGUCCUAGGCACCAACCAUCCGCUGAGCCUGCAGGCGCGGACCGACUUCACGCUCUCGCUCACCUUUGACGGCCGCUACGAGGAGGCCUACGCCGAGUUCAAGACCAUCGUCGCCAUCGAAGACGAGAACUACGGCACGCGCAGCAGGGAGCUGUACCGCACGCUGCUGGCGCUGGGCGAGACGGAACUGUACCUGACGCGGUUCCGCGAGUCGCUGGAGACGCAGGCCCGCGCGGCGACGGGCUUCCUCAAGUUCUAUACCCAAAACGACAAGGAGUACCUCAGCGCGCGCAUGUGGUACUGCUACCCGCUGAUCGAGCUCGGCCGGCUAGACGAGGCGCUCGAGAUCCUAGCCGCCAUCGUGCAGAAGCGCACCGAGGGCUACGGCGCCGACGACCUGUUCGCCGCGUCGGCGCGCUUCUCCGUCGGCGUGGUCCAGCGCAAGCAGCGCAACCCCGCCGCCGUCGGCAACCUGGGGGACGCGCUGCGCGUGCGCCGGCUGUGGGUCGGCCUGGCCAGCGUGUGGGCGCUCGACUUCGCCAUCGAGCUGCUGGUGGCGUACCGCGACUUUGGCGACACGACCAAGGCGGCCGACCUCCUCGCCGAGCUGGACGACGCAGCCGCCGACGCGGGGGGGCUGCCGUUCAACCGGACGUGCCAGGUGGAGCACGUGCGCGAGCUGCUGCAGUGGGACGGCGGGCGGCGGGACGCGGCCAUCGGCGCGCUGCAGGGCGUGCUCAUCGGCGCCGACCGCGGCCAGUACAACCGCGCGCUGCUGUGGGUGGCUCUGGACCUGGCGGGCAUGCUACGCGCGCGCGGCGGCGAUGGCGACGCGCACCAGGCCGAGGCCAUCUUCAACCACAUCCUCGUCGACCGCCGCGAGACGUCGCACCUCGUCGUUAUUGCUGCUGCGCAGCAGGGAGAUGUCGCCGGCAGCAAGCCCGGGAGCAGCGACGAUGCAAGGCCGCUCGCUCCGCGCGUGCUCACGGCCGUAGCGGGACGGGCGUUGGCGCUGGUCUGGCCGCCGAGUACGGCGACGGGGGACCCGCAAGACUGCGAGCGGCCGCGCCGUGUUAGCGGCGGCGACGGCGACGACGGCGAUCUGGAACCAGACCCGCCGCGCCUUCUCCGGCUUGCCGAGAGGGCUUUGACUCUGGUGAGGAACCGCCGGUUCGACGAGGUCAACGAGCUGAUGACGGCAGAACAAGUCGCGUGGUCGUGUCCGGAGGAUCUGUGGCUGUGGUCGGGCAGCCCAGCCGCUGACACUACGUGGAUGAAGCCGCCCGAGGGAGUGGAACCAGCGGUGCCAGGGAGUAAUUGA
Messenger RNA from Lasiosphaeria miniovina, 3930 nucleotides. RefSeq lists its product as uncharacterized. The record is from RefSeq and is a predicted model, not a curated record. The coding region runs from base 1 to 3930 and encodes 1309 amino acids. Lineage: Eukaryota; Fungi; Ascomycota; Sordariomycetes; Sordariales; Lasiosphaeriaceae. The transcript is spliced from 9 exons. Gene Ontology annotation, molecular function: protein binding.